AUGUCAGGGGAUGCCCUAACAGAUUGGCGAGGACUCUUUGUGGCGGGUAUCGACCAUGAAUUGGAGUUCUUCCUGUCAGAGGUGGUUGAGGGUUCGAGUGUAGUGAAGCUGCCAAUAGAGGUGUUUGAGGAAGGCAUUCAGGACUGGAAGCAUGCGUUAGUUGGGCAAUUUAUUGGCUUGGCUCCAAGCUUUAGUUCCAUUCAGAAUAUAGUUACGCUGCUAUGGAGUAAGGUUUCUCUGGUCAAGGUGAGUAUAGCUGGGCCAAACUUAUAUGUUUUUUCUUUUUCCAAUUCGAAUGCCAGGGACUGGGUUUUAGAUGGUGGUCCAUGGCAUGUACAACAUAAGCCGAUGUUACUUAGGAAAUGGGAACCCAAUUUAAAAGAAUUACAUUUUGAUUUUUGUUUCAUGCCUAUUUGGAUUCACUUGUUUAAUGUUCCACUUGAGCUAUUUUCCAAGAGAGGUUUGAGUUAUAUAGAAAGUGUUGUGGGUAAGCCUCUACAUAUGGACUCAGUUAUUGUUGCUAGGGAUAGAUUAGAAUAUGCUCGAGUAUGUGUCGAGGUUCCUGCUGGGUCCAUAAUUCAGGACUAUAUUGAUGUUGUUUUGUGCGAUGGAUCAAUGGCAAGAGUCAGAGUUUCGGUUCCUUGGAUGCCUACCUCUUGCACAGACUGUAGACGGUUCGGGCAUUCUGUAAAAUUUUGUCCUCGAGGGAAUGGAAAAAAGACUGAGCAGGUCUGGAGAAUUAAGAGGAAUGUGAAUGAUGUUCAACAGAUUGUUUUUUCUGUUGUGGAUAAGGCAAUGGACAAUGUUAUUGUUGAUAUCUCUAGUGGAACAUCUAAUGUGAUUUGCUCUGGGGAAAAACUUCCUGCACCUGUGACAUCUCAAGUUGAACUGGUUGCUGAUGCUAGUGUUGGAACUAAUUCUGCUGCUAUUUCUACUCUUGAUGGAAACUGCCUUGCUAUUGUUUUUGAUGAUAAGAUGGACAUGGUUAAGCAGGCUGAGCAGCAGCCUCUUGUUAAGAGGGGUAAGGGUAGGCCAUCAAAGGAGGGCAGGGUUAUUGGUGAGUCAAGGAAUAAAUUCGAAGUGUUAUGUGCUAUCGACCCUGAAAAACUACUGGAGUCCACUGCUAUUGACUCUGGCAGAAAACAUAGAGGUUCUUCCUUGGGUGUGGCGAAGGGCUUUAAUAGCUCCUUUAAGCAAGCUAAGGUUCUGAAUUGGGCUACUAGAAAUCAAGUCAGCAUCUUAUGUCUCUUAGAAACUAGAGUGAAGGAGAUCAAUUAUGCUGCUAUUCUGUUGAAUAAGUUUAGUGAUUGGCAUUACUGCUUUUAUGGGUCGAAUGACAGCUCUAUUCGCAAGCAUUUGUGGGAUCAGCUUAACUCUUUGGAAGCUUUGGUGGGCAGUAAAGCUUGGUUAAUAGGUGGCGACUUCAACGCCAUUUUAAAUGUUGAGGAAAGUUCUGCUCCAGUUAAUUCUAGUACCUUGGCAGAUAUAUUUGAUUUUCAGAACUGCGUGGAGGGACUUGGUCUGUUCGAUCAUCCUUUCACUGGCCCAUUGUUCACGUGGACAAAUAAGCAGCAAGAUGCAUUCUUGGCACGUAAGUUGGAUCGAGCCCUUGUUAAUUCCAACUGGAUUGAUGUUUUUCCAGCCUCCGAUGUUGAAUUCCAGGCCCCUAGGGUUUCUGAUCACUUCCCAACACUUGUCUGGUUGCACAAGGAUAUCCCUGCUGUUAUGCCUAAACCAUUUAAAUUAUUCAACUUUUGGGCUAAGCAUCCAAACUUCAUGGCCAUUGUUAGGGAAUCAUGGCAGGCUCCUGUCACUGCUAACCUUUUGCAAACUCUUUACCUUAAGCUAAAAAGAUUGAAACGAUCCCUCAAAAAGCUUAAUAGAAGUUGUUACGGUGAUAUUUUCGGCAAGAAAAAGAACAACACAAUUAGAGUGUUAUUCAAUCAAAGAGGUGAAAGACUUGACACUUUUGAGGCCAUGUCUAAUGAAGUGGUUGGUUUCUUUGUGAACCAGUUGGGUGUAGCUGAUCCUAAGGUCAAGGACAGUGACGUUAACACUAUUAAGGAGUUACUUGGAUAUUCGUUACCAAGGUGUGCAGCUGAAAACUUAUGCAAGGAUGUCUCUGAUGCUGAAAUUAAGGAGGCCUUGUGGGGGCAGGGGAAUAAUAAGUCACCUGCUCCAGAUGGCUAUAAUUCUUUCUUUUUUAAGAGAACGUGGGCGGUUGUAGGAGAAGACUUCCUGACAGCAAUAAGGAUCUUAGUGGAUAGACUCUCUUCGGUCUUUCCUGGCAUGAUUUCUAUGAACCAAACUACAUUUGUGAAAGGAAGAAGCAUAGUUGAUAAUACUUUAUUAGCCCAAGAAAUUGUUAGAGGCUACUCUAGGAAGAAUAUGUCUCCUAGAUGUGCACUCAAAAUUGACUUGCAGAAGGCUUUUGAUUCCUUGAACUGGGAGUUUAUAGGUGUGAUUAUUGGAGCUAGAGGUGUGAGGCAAGGUGAUCCCCUUUCGUCCUAUAUUUUUGUGUUGGCCAUGAAUGUGUUUUCUAAUCUUUUAAACAUGGCUGCUUUAAAUGGGGUCUUUGGCUAUCAUCCCAAGUGUAAAAGGAUUGGGCUCACACACAUUUGCUUUGCGGACGAUUUGCUCAUUUUUUGCAAGGGAGCUAUCGAUUCUGUCAUGGGGAGCAGUCUCAUCAGGGAUUUUACUGGCUUUAGAUUGGGUGCCCUCCUAGUUCGGUACUUGGGUGUUCCUCUGGUCACGAGGAAAUUGGCUGUGAAGGACUGUCAAGCCCUUAUUGACAAACUCAGGGCGAAGCUAGCCUCUUGGGAAAAUAAGCAUCUCAGCUUUACUGUGAGGCAGCUUAUUUUGCCGCAUGCGAUCAUUAGGAAAGUGGAGCAAUUAUGUUCCUGCUUCUUUUGGAAGGGAUCUGAUGUACCUGCAAAUGGUGCAAGGCUUAUCAAGAAGCUUUUGGCUAAUGAAGGUUCCCUCUGGAUGGCUUGGAUACACUCCUAUGUUAUUAUAAAUGCUGAUUUUUGGCAAAUGGCAGUCCCUGCUAAUGCUAGUUGGAAUUUCAAACAUCUGCUGGAAAUCAUAUAUGAAAUUGCUCAUCUCUUCACAGGUCAGGUUUGUCAUCUGAGCACAAGGCAAGUUUUGGAUGAUUUGCGUGCUACUGGCCCUAAAGUACCCUGGCACCAUCUAAUCUGGUUUUCUGGGUGCAUUCCCAAAUUCAGCAUUAUGACAUUGAUGGCAAUGCUAAACAUACUGCCUACUCGGGUUAGGCUCGUGCAUAUGGGAUUAUCCAUCGAAACCGACAAGUGUUUGAUGUGUGGCACUAUGACAAAGACAAGAGAGCACUUGUUUAUUGAAUGCAGCUUUGCUAAGGAGUUGUGGGGCUCUGUCCUUGGACUAUGUGGCAUCAACCGUGGAGUUAGCAGCUGGGACAGUGAACUGGCCUGGGCUGUUUGUUUUUUUAAAGGUAAAUCUCUCAUUGUUCGGAUUCUAAAUCUUGCUUGGACUGGUAACAUAUAUGGCAUUUGGAUGGAACGAAAUAGCAAAUUAUUUGGUAAAAGGAACAGAACUAAAGACGACGUGCUGGAUGAUAUCAAGCAAGUCAUUCGAAUUCGCCUGUAG
Molecule: messenger RNA, 3624 nt
Organism: Hibiscus syriacus
Lineage: Eukaryota; Viridiplantae; Streptophyta; Magnoliopsida; Malvales; Malvaceae
Exons: 9
Coding region: 1-3624 (1207 amino acids)
Molecular function (GO): catalytic activity
Source: RefSeq, a predicted model, not a curated record